This is a messenger RNA of Diaporthe citri, 2697 nucleotides long. RefSeq lists its product as uncharacterized. NCBI's taxonomy places the organism in Eukaryota, Fungi, Ascomycota, Sordariomycetes, Diaporthales, Diaporthaceae. The record is from RefSeq and is a predicted model, not a curated record. Gene Ontology annotation, biological process: positive regulation of transcription by RNA polymerase II; DNA-templated transcription. The transcript is spliced from 5 exons. Bases 1 to 2697 code for a protein of 898 amino acids. Gene Ontology annotation, molecular function: DNA-binding transcription factor activity, RNA polymerase II-specific; zinc ion binding; sequence-specific DNA binding.
AUGUUGUCGCUGCAGACAGGCAACGCAAAACGAGUCUGCGAAUACUUUGAUACCACGAGGAACAAGAAGAUAAACCGCAACUAUGUCGUCCACCUUCAACAAAAGGUACGUCAGUUGGAGGCGGAGCUGUCUCAGUACACCGACGACGAUAAUGAUCACCCCGAAAGCGCAGAGGACAUCGUGCGUCCAGGCGGUCUUGUCAAACUCAGCGAGUCAGAUGAGACGCCGCGCUAUCUGGGCCCUAGCUCUGGCAUAGCCAUGACAAGAUUGCUCAUGGACCAGGCCAAGCGAUAUACAGACUCCCAGCGCAUAUCAGAGCUGUUCCCCGAUGUUCGUGCGAGAAGAAUGGAUCGUCUCGACAGGAUGCAAAGCAUUGUCCACAUGGGCGCAAGUGUCAGUGGUCCGUCUGGAAUGGCUGCCAGGAAGAAGAAUUUCCCGAUGGUCAGCGAGAUUCCGGCCCAGACACUACCGGCACGACAGGUGGCAGACAAGCUCGUCGAAGUGUUCAACUCCCGAGCCCAGUAUUUCACGCCGACACUGCAUGAAAAGCAGUUUGACACAGACCUUCAAGAUGUCUACAAUGGCAAUGCUGACCCGUACAAAAACUUCGUGGUUCGCAUGGUCCUUGCAAUAAGCUUACAGAAGCUCGAUAUUCAAUACGCCGGCCUCGCCGAUAGCUAUUACGUAGCUGCCAUGGCGUACUUUGAAGAUGUCAUCCGUCCCAAGGACCUCAAAACGCUUCAGUGCUUGGUCCUUAUCGGUACAUAUUCGCUUCUGACCCCGACCCGGACCGUUGUGUACCACAUUAUCGGCUUGGCGACCAAGAUCUGUCAACAACUCGGCCUGGCUGACGAGAAAACAAUAUCCGCCGGGUACUCAAUGGGGUUGAUUGACCCUCUUCAGAUGGACCUGCGUCGCCGGAUGAGUUGGAUCGUCACUGGCAAUGAACUCGGACUGGCGCAUUCUAUGGGUCGACCCAAUGGUUUUGCAAAAGGAGACGACUUCGUGGAUGUCCAAUUCUUCGAGACUGUUGAUGACGAGAAUAUCACGCCGGACGGUAUCCUCCCUGGCCCAGCAAGCGAGAAAAAGUUGGUCGCGAUCCAUUUCUGCAAGAUGCGUGUACGCCAGGCCGAGAUUCGAAGGUGUCUGUACGAGAAAAAGCGACCGGAGCCCAAGGACGCUGAAAGUCCCAUUUUCAUCGAAAUGGAACGGAAAAUCAAGGACUGGAUCGAUACGGCCCCGAAAGAGCCAGUGAAGAAGUCGGCGGUCGACAUCACGUGGGUCUUCGUUCUUACCCUGAACAUGUCGCUGAAUGUUCUCUUGUGGGCCAUCUCGUACCGCGAGGUCCGCGAAGUCCACUCCAAAGAUGACGUGGAAAACAUCGUCAAUGUUGCGCUGGACGUCAUCGAUCAAUGUUCUGAACGGUGGCCUGGGACCAAGAAUGCGUCGCAACUCUACUCUGUUUUCGGCCGUGCCUGCCUGCAAAGUUACGACACCAAUGACGACCCAUCGGACUCUUCCAUUACGAGCGCCUACACGUCUCCGUUACUGGUGGACAAUGAUUCGCCAGCCGCAUCGGAGAACUCUGUACCCACCACCGUAUCAAACGGAUCAGCCUAUGCACAGAAUCAGCAACGACCUGUGUUCACGCAGCCUGUGUUUGGUUACACUGUGGAAUCAGCAGAAGACAUGAAUGUUUUCAAUUUUGACUCAAACCCCUUCCGGCAGCCCACAUUCCGCUCCAAUUCGAUCUUCAAAAAUCCUUCCAGCGAGCCAACUGAGGGUCGCCGCCCUUCAUUCGGAUACUUCCCGCCUGAUUUCAAGCAGCCGUCACCGGGCGAACCUCCCCACGUGGGCGACCCCUUAAAUCCAAGCGGCGCAGCUCAUCCGCCUGCUCAAUCAUCGCCAGUCGGCGUGACGCAGAAUCAGCUUCCGACACCGCCGGAAUCAAUGAACACGGCCCCGAACACUUUCUCGCCACCGCCAACUUCGUACUCGGACGCGACUGGCAGCCCUACACCGAAGAUGACAUACAGCAGCCCCAUGCCUGUCGGCGCAAAUCAGCAGCAAUCUGUACCUCCAGCACACAUCAAAUACGAGCCGGCUCCAGAUGACAUGGGAUUCGACCCACCGUCGACUCCCAACGCCCAGCCGACACCGCAACAAACGCCGCAGCAACCGACCCAUCGCACGCCGACAUUCACAGUCCCUCCAUUGCCUCUUCACGUUAUCAAUGGCCAACGGCAAAAUCAGCAGCAGCAGCACCAGCAACACCCCCAGCAGCAGCAGCAAAGGCCCUUGCCACAACAAGCGACACUCGGCGACUGGUUCUCCCCUCCACCGCCAUUCAUCUCACCGUACGCAUUCAACGGGAUGAACUCGCCGCACGGGGUCUGGAAUGAUUCCGCCGCAUCCAACGCCGCCUUCUCAGGAAUCAUGGGUGGUGGUAGCUAUGAAAGUACGAGUCCGACCAGCGUUCCGGGAGGGUUUGGCGGCGGUGGCGGCGGAGGCCACGGCAUGCCGCAAGGAUUCGGCUUUGCGGCGCAGCGACACGGAAGCUUGAGUGCCGACCAGCAGAUGGAACUGAUGAACAUCCUCGAGACGGACGGCGUAGGCGAGAUCAACAACUUCCUGGGGAUGGACUUGAGUGGUCUUGGGGGCGCACCCGGACCGGACGGGAAUAUCAGGUGGAACUGA